Messenger RNA from Cryptomeria japonica (Japanese cedar), 832 nucleotides. RefSeq names its product probable calcium-binding protein CML23. The record is from RefSeq and is a predicted model, not a curated record. Gene Ontology annotation, molecular function: calcium ion binding. Lineage: Eukaryota; Viridiplantae; Streptophyta; Pinopsida; Cupressales; Cupressaceae. The coding region runs from base 116 to 697 and encodes 193 amino acids. The transcript has a single exon.
AGGCAAGAAGAUUUGAUUGUCUUUCUCACCGUCUUUUAUUCCUCCUUCACUCAUUGACGCAGCAUCUUUCAUUGGUAAGCUAAGGAUUGCUGAACUAGGAAUACAGAUUCCAACAAUGCGAUUUCACAAGCUCUUUUUUGGCAAGUUUGUCAGAUUGUUGAAAAAACUCAUCCCCACUCCCUCUAAACACAACAAAAGUCCUCUGGUUAAACCAGCCCAGAAGAACAUAGAUUUGUCUCCAAGUUUUGGGAUUUUAGCAGAACUUGAGAAGGUUUUCAGGCACUUUGAUGCCAAUGGUGAUGGAAAAAUCUCUGUUUCAGAACUGGGUGCUGUUAUAAAUUCCCUAGAAGGAACUUCCAAUGCCUCUGCAAGCCAUGAAGAGCUUGAGAUGAUGAUAAAGGAGGUGGACUCUGAUGGGGAUGGGUUUAUAGAUCUUCAGGAGUUCAUUGCAUUUAAUAUAAAGAGUGAGGGUGGUGGUGUUGGGAGCCUCCAAGAACUGAGAGAUGCAUUCAGGAUAUUUGACAGGGAUAGAAAUGGGUAUAUAUCUGCAGAGGAGCUGAGGAGUGUUUUGACCAGUGUGGGUGACACAUGCAGCUUUGAAGAUUGUUUAGAAAUGAUCAAAGGUAUUGAUUCAGAUGGGGAUGGAUAUGUUAACUUUGAAGAGUUUAGAACUAUGAUGACAAGUUCCUGCAACUGAAAAUGGAAAUCAAAUACAAUGUGUGUAUAUAUAAAACUUUUGUUGGUCUAUUUUCACAGGUCUCAUGGAGGCAUGUAUUUGUAUUAUUGCUCAAUCUGGGCUUCAUCAAAUUUUUCUGUUCCUUUUUGCUUUGAA